This is a messenger RNA of Thrips palmi, 3437 nucleotides long. Its product is annotated as leucine-rich repeat-containing G-protein coupled receptor 6-like. Bases 492 to 3011 code for a protein of 839 amino acids. The record is from RefSeq and is a predicted model, not a curated record. Gene Ontology annotation, molecular function: protein binding. The transcript is spliced from 9 exons. Lineage: Eukaryota; Metazoa; Arthropoda; Insecta; Thysanoptera; Thripidae.
GCGUAGUUUGCUUUGAGGCUUCGCUGGGAGCGGAGGAAAACUGUAUCGAUCCGAGGCAGGUAUUCGCGCUCGAGCCGGUGUUGGCAGUCGCGCCACCGCGAUUUGGCCUCGGCGAUUUCGGCAGAAAAGCGCACCGCUCCGCUCCGCCACUCCCGCCGCGCAGGGGAAGUUCUGUCCGAUUCCCGGCGUUCUGACGUUUGGACGCGCGCCCCGCCGUCGGCUGCUCCACACACUGCCGAGUGCUGCCGCUUCGUGCGACGCGGGCUCGUCUGCUGCGACAGGAUCUGCGAUCCUGCGGUCGGCCCCCACGCCGCCGCGCUGGGUGCUUGGAUGAACUCUCGGGCAGCGGUCACACGCAGAACGGCGCCGCACUGUCGCUGGACACAAGCGGGCGCGCCUACUAUGAUCGCUUCCCUGCGCACGGGGAACACCAGGGCGACGAAUCGGACGUCGUAGCGGCCAGCAGCAGGACGACGACGACCAGCUCCGCGAUGGCGCUCGGCAGGCGCGGCAGGCGGGCCUCGGCCAGGCCCACGGGGGCGGCCCUCUGGGCGUGGGCCGUGCUCGCCCUGGCGCUGACGGGGUGCUUGGCCUCGCUGCCGGAGCUGGAGUGCCCCGAGGAGUGCGAGUGCCACUACUUCCGCAUCAACUGGGUGACGGACUGCUCCGAGAGCAACCUCACCGACAUCCCCAACGACAACAUGAGCCUCAGCGUGUACAUCCUCAACAUGAACGGCAACAACGUGACCACGUGGCCCACCUUCCCCGCCGACAUGAAGCUCCGCCGCCUGCAGGUGGCCGACAACCGCGUGCAGCGCGUCACCAAGGAGAUGUUCCAGGGCCUGGGCUACCUCAUCGACGUGGACCUGUCCGGUAACAACAUCUCCGCCGUGGACCCCGAGUCCUUCAAGGACAGCCCGGGCCUGCUGACGGUGGAGCUGCAGAACAACCCCCUAGGCCUGGAGCCCGUGGACGGACCCUUCCUGCACUCGCAGACGCUGCUGUACCUGGACCUGAGCGACACCAACCUCACCAGGCUGUCCACGCUCUUCUUCUCGGGCAUCAGCGCGCUCAACCGCCUCGACCUGUCCGGCAACCCGCUCACCGAGCUGCGGCCCGCCGUGCUGGACCCGCUGUCCAGCCUGGAGCACCUCAAGCUCAACAGGUGCAACCUCACCGCCUUGUCCGAGCACGCCUUCAGCAAGCAGGAGCACCUCAAGACGCUGGAGCUCUCGGGCAACUUCCUGACGGACGUGGACUGGACGGCCGUGCUGCAGCCGCUGGUGCGCCUGGAGCACCUGGACCUGCGCGCGUCGCGCGUCACCUACCUGCCCGAGGACGUGUUCGCCAACAACAUCUGGAUCCGCAGCCUGAUCCUGGCGGAGAACGAGCUGCGCGACCUGGACGUGGCCACGACACUGGGCCACAACCUGCGCCACCUGGACCACCUGGACCUGUCCAACUGCCACCUGCGCGGCCCGCUGUCCGAGGACGCCUUCGCCAACGCCACGCGCCUGCGGUCGCUGCUGCUGUCCGGCAACAGGCUGUCCGCCUCGGACCUGGCCGUGGCGCUGGCGCCGCUGUCCAAGCUGCAGAAGCUGUCGCUGCGAAACUGCUCCCUGCACCGCCUGCCCGACAACACCUUCCACCGGUUCACCGACCUGCAGGAGCUGGAUCUGUCCAAAAACCCUCUCCAGGAUGCGUUCACGUCGCUGCUGUCCCCGCUCGAGGCCCUGGAGCGGCUGGACAUGGGCUACAGCAACCUCGGCUACAUCUCUCGAACCACCUUCUCCAAGAUGACGUCCCUCAAGACCCUCAUCUUGUCGGGCAACCCGCUCAACACGCUCGAGUCGGGCUUGUUCCAGAACCUGACGCACUUGGAGACGCUGGAGCUCAACAACUGCGGCCUGGUCCGCGCCAUCAACCCGGUCGUGUUUGACAACGCCACCUACAGCGACUUGCGCGAACUCCGCUUGGCUGGCAACCCGCUCAAGGUGACCAGCGACUCGGGGCCGCUGCUUCCCAGCCAGCUAUGCAAAGUCCGCGUCCUCGACCUCAGCAACUGCAACCUGACGGUGCUGCCCCCGGACGCCUUCAACACGACGCAGAACAUCACGCGCCUGCUGCUGGGCGGCAACCACCUCACGUCCACCGUGGCGGCGGACAACGCCCUGCCCUUCAUGGAGCACCUGCCGGCCGUCGAGAUGCUGGACCUCACGUACAACAACCUGAGCCGCCUGUCGCCCGCCGUCUUCAAGAAAAACCACCAGCUGGCGACGCUCAAGCUGGUGGGCAACCCUUGGCAGUGCGACUGCUCCAUCGCGGAGCUGUGGGAGUGGGCGCUCAACUGGCGCGGCGACCUAGGGCUGCUCGUGGGCUCCACCAUCACGCCCGAGGACACGGUGGCGGGGGGCGCCAAGCGAAAGAAGAACCUGGUGUGCUCGUUCCACCCCAAGACCAGCCCGCUGUCGCGGUCCUGGAAGCGCGGCCGCGAGUACACGCACACCUUCAACCGCACCUGGGCCAAGUACGUCCGCGAGUCUGGCUGCGAACCCAGCAAGACUCUCACUUCAGCGCGCUUCGCCCGCGACGUGGCCGCCAUCGAGAUGGACGUCUUCGAGAUGGACGACGUCGGCGAGGACGCCCUCUUGGAGGAGGCCGCCGUCCCAGGGGACGCUGCGGCGCUGUCCGAGACCGGCAAGAAGAGGGAAGUCCGGUCCGCGCCCGAGGCCAUGCCCAAGGCCGUGCCCCUCGCGGCCCGAGCCUCACCGCCAGGCCUCUCCGUCGGCACUGUGGCGGUGGUGGGCGUCGUCUCGCUCGUCGUGCUGGUCGCUGCCGCCGCCACCAUCAUGUCCGUGGCGGCCAAGGCGGCGCGGCGCCAGGCGCCCGGCGACAGCCUCGGCCUGCACGCGUCCGUCGUUGGCGUGGCCGCGGCGGACGGGCCUGGCCACGACCUCGGACACGGCCUCGAGAUUGGCGUGGGGAGCGCGGAGAAGAUGAAGCACUUGUGAGCCAUGGGGUGCCAAACCGCGACUAUGGACUUUUGUUCCUGACGUUCAAAUGCAUGGCAUGUGAACUAGUUCUUUUUAAAUAGUGGUGUUUUAGCGAAGCCGUGUCGCCCGUCGCUACUAGACUGACGUUUUUUGGGGUUCACACCGUUCACACGCGCUUCCUAUUGCGUGUUCCCUCGGCGUGUCUUUUCGGCUUUUACAAUUGUUGCGCUUGUGUAAAACCAAAGUGAUAUGUGAUGCGACAUAAUCUAUUUUAAGUAUUGUGAUAUCGGCAUUAUUGAGGUAGGUAAUCAAGUAGCAUACAUAGUCUUAGAAGAAAUGUAUUGUCAAAGUUGUUUUUUUUUGUGUGUAAAUUAAGUUAAUAGUACCCGUAAAUAAUGUUGAGAUUGUAAUUUUUCUAUCCCAAAUAAAGUGAUUAUACAAGUU